Diabrotica virgifera virgifera (western corn rootworm) is the source of this 1556-nucleotide messenger RNA. Its product is annotated as caspase-1-like. Gene Ontology annotation, biological process: apoptotic process; proteolysis. The transcript has 5 exons. NCBI's taxonomy places the organism in Eukaryota, Metazoa, Arthropoda, Insecta, Coleoptera, Chrysomelidae. The record is from RefSeq and is a predicted model, not a curated record. Gene Ontology annotation, cellular component: cytoplasm. The coding region runs from base 356 to 1312 and encodes 318 amino acids.
AUCAAGACGUUCAAGAUAGAAUGUCAACAGUGUCAAAAUUCAUCCGAUUUUCGUGCAAAAGUUAAAAUAAUUUUAACUUCUUCCGAUGACUUUAAUUUCGUACGAAUACCCAACUGUCACUUUUUAGCCAAUGAAAUUCUCUGAAAUUUAUAUCGUAUCAUCGUACCGUCGGACAUCGGAUCUGUGAAAAUCCACCUUUUGGCGUUAACCUUAACCUUAGGAUCCUUACUAGGAUUUUUUAGGUUAUUCCCAUUUGAACUGAAUCUAAUUAUAAAACUGAUAACAUUAGUUUAUCCUGAUAAGGGUUCAAUACUUCGUUCAAUUAUUUUGAAAUUUAUUCAAUUCUGUAGUGAAGAUGGGAGACACUGGUAUCGAUAAAGUUUGUAAUGACUUCCACAGUUUGGAGGUCGAAGAAACUUUUGAAGAUGCUUUGGAUGGUCAAUGCCUUGGACGCACCAGGAAUGGUAAAUCUGAAUCUGAUGAAGGAGAUGCACAAGGAACAGAUGGAAAAACGUCUGGUGAAAAAGCUGCAAGAAUGCCAGUGCACAAAAAUUCCCCUUAUUACAACAUGGACCAUCCUAAAAGAGGUAUGGCCCUUAUUUUCAAUCAUGAAUUCUUCGACGAUGAAGACCUACUAACUAGAAGAGGUACUAACGAAGACUGCAGAAACCUCAAAGAGUGCCUUAUUGCUUUGGGCUUUGAUGUGCAGGUUUUCAAGGAUUUAGAUAAUCGGGAUAUUGAACAACAUAUUGAUGACACUGCCAAAAUCGAUCAUAACAAAUAUGAUUGUCUGUUAAUUUCUGUUCUGUCCCAUGGUGACUUGGGAAUAGUACAUGCAAAAGAUGGACCGUAUAAGCCUGAAACACUUUGGACACCUUUUACUGCAGACAAGUGUCCCAGCCUUGCAGGAAAACCGAAAAUAUUCUUCUUGCAAGCCUGUCGAGGUAGGCAAUUCGAUAGUGGGAUCAUAUUGAAAAAAACUGAAACUGAUGGAGAGCAGACUUCUUAUAAAAUUCCAGUUGAAGCUGACUUCCUCAUAGUAUAUUCUACAGCGAUUGGUUAUUUUUCAUGGCGUAAUCCCGUUAAAGGUUCCUGGUUCAUCCAAUCACUUUGUGACGAGCUGAAGAAAAAAGCUUUUGAGCUGGACCUCUUAAGUAUUCUGACCUUCGUCUCUAAACGUGUAGCCUUAGACUGUGAAAGCAACGUUCCAGACAUCCCCAGCAUGCACCAGCAAAAACAAGUACCCUGUAUAGUGAGCAUGCUUACUAGAUUUAUCCAGUUUAACCAUAAGGAGGGUGAUAAGGAGGUUUAAAAACAUUAUUUCUGGUUUUGUGGAUACUCUUCUUAAUUGAUUUCAACGGAAACCUUCUGCGAUAAAACCGAAAUAUUUUAUCAUAAGACUAAAAAUCAAUUUUUCUCAAUUUCAUAAACAUUAAAUUACAAUUAUAAUUUAUAAAUAAUUAUUGUUGUUGUUAUCUUUGUCUUUAUUAUUUUUAGAAAAUUGUUUUCAUUAAACAUGUAUUUUUUAUAAAAUAAAUGUUUUACUUUUUAUAUAA